Molecule: messenger RNA, 1467 nt
Organism: Eremothecium cymbalariae DBVPG#7215
Lineage: Eukaryota; Fungi; Ascomycota; Saccharomycetes; Saccharomycetales; Saccharomycetaceae
Product: PDK/BCKDK family protein kinase
Exons: 1
Coding region: 1-1467 (488 amino acids)
Biological process (GO): protein phosphorylation; regulation of glucose metabolic process
Cellular component (GO): mitochondrion
Molecular function (GO): pyruvate dehydrogenase (acetyl-transferring) kinase activity
Source: RefSeq, a predicted model, not a curated record
AUGACAGUGCAUGCAAGGUUUAGUAGCGGUUUGUUACAGAGAAUUUGGCAUUUUUCAGAGCUUCCACAAACGCCAGUUUCUCUUCGGCAGAUGUGUCAGUUUGGUCCACAACCAGAUCCUGGCGUCUUGUUUAAGGCUUCUUGCUUUUUGGUGGGUGAAUUGCAAGUUAGACUUGCGAGACGGAUUAAAGAACUUGGUGCAUUUCCUUAUGGGUUGAACAAGAUGGAGGAUAUCAUCCAGAUUCGAGAUUGGUACGUACAGUCGUUUAAAGAUUUACAUGAUUUCUCUCACGAUCUAAAAACUAGGAAUGGGAGGCUGUAUCAGAUGUUGUAUGGAGAUAUGCAGCCUGAAAUGCUGGAGGAGAAGGAGUUGUUGAGGAAUGUUGUGCAGUUGCUAUAUAAUGAGAGUGAGCUAAAAAGCCCGAAAGAAGGUCAAAUGGCGCUUCCCAAAAAGGCGAGGAAGUAUUACUCGACGCUGCCGUCCCAUAUUGGCUACAAGAAUGAUAUGGAUGAGGAUCAGUUUUAUAAGUUUUGGCCAAAAGAUGUGCUUAUGUUCAACCAGGAUUAUUUUAAGGUUCUCAAUAAGAUCAAGCGACGUCACGACGCCACUGUAAUAACGAUGGCCAAAGGACUGUUCAAAUGGAAGAGAACCCUACAGCAGAAUGUUAUCGAUGCCUCUGUUCAGGAUUACCUUGAUAGGUUUUAUAUGAGUCGCAUUGGAAUUCGCAUGCUUAUUGGACAGCAUCUUGCAUUAUUACAACAGGGGAAGCAGCAGCAACAUUCUACUUCAGCUGAAGACCAUGAACUUGACAAAGAUUAUGUUGGGAUCAUCUGUACGAAAACAAGUAUCACAGAGUUAGCUAACGAUGCCAUUGAUCGUGCUCGGUAUAUUUGCGCGGAACACUACGGGUUAUACGAAGCUCCAAAGGUGGAGUUGUUAUCAUUCCCUUUACGUAAGUCGACGACGAAGGGUAACCAACCCAAAGAACUAUCUCAAGAUAUAGAGUUUAUGUACGUUCCAGGGCAUUUGAUGCACAUGCUGUUUGAGACGCUAAAAAACGCUUUGCGUGCCACUGUCGAAAAGAUUUUACAAGAAAACCCAGAUACUAAGGAUAAAGAUUCUUUGGUUUACCCCGUUGUGAAGGUAGUAAUCAGUGAAGGCCUCGAAGAUUUGACUGUGAAGAUUUCGGAUGAAGGUGGUGGCAUAGCACGUUCUAACUUGCCUCUCGUAUGGACAUAUUUAUAUACCACCAUGCCCACAGACGAGCAGGCCCGCUUAAUAGAAGAAGAUUCUCUUACCUACAACUGCAGAGCUCCAAUUGCUGGUUUUGGAUAUGGUUUGGCAUUGAGUAGGCUUUAUUCUAGAUAUUUUGGUGGUGACCUAAAACUCAUUUCGAUGGAGGGCUUUGGGACAGACGUAUAUCUACACCUAAAUAGACUGAGUACCAGUAGUGAACCCUUACAGUGA